Molecule: messenger RNA, 1558 nt
Organism: Acanthoscelides obtectus
Lineage: Eukaryota; Metazoa; Arthropoda; Insecta; Coleoptera; Chrysomelidae
Source: the annotation of a GenBank genome assembly
AACAUGUCACGACUAAAAUCAAUUACAUUGUUGCUCAACCAUCUUUUAAUAUCCUCCUUUUCGGAUGCUGUAGUUGCAGCGGAUGCGGACGCAAGAAUCAUUUAAAUGAGUGGGUGCUUAGUCGUCAGAAGGCUACAUAUUUGAUUGCUAGGAGAGGUUUUUGAGCGGAAAAAUGGUCGAAACUACAACUGCCCCUGUUGAAAAACCAGCUACCAAACCAGUCGCAGUAACGAAGCAUUCAAUUCGCGAGGAAGUAUGGUCCAACUUGGUGAAAAUCAAGGCUGCGGUAUUCCCAUGGCCGUACAGGCGAAUUCCCAACUUCAAAGAAGCCGAAAAAGCGGCGACCAAACUUAUCGAGCUGCCCGAAUUUAAAGAAACAAAAUCUGUGGAAGUGAACCCGGACAAGGCUCUGGAGCCCGCCAGAAGGGUGGUCCUAGAGAACGAAAAGGACCUCUACGUUCCCAGUCCAAGGAUUCAAGGGAGCAUGCUGAAUAAAUUGGAGAGUGAUGGAGUGAACAGUAUUAACAAGAUCGUUACCAGGUGGGGCAUCGACAAUGUCGGUACAAAGAUUGAUAUAGAUGAUAAGUUCCACAUUGACAUGUUGGUGUUGGGGAGCGUCGCUGUAUCGAAAGAUGGACACCGCAUAGGCAAAGGCAGCGGGUACGCUGACAUUGAGUUUGCCGUUCUUAAAGAAAUUAACGCUAUCGAUGACAACACUGUUAUUGUGACCAUCGUGCAUGACAGCCAAGUAUAUGACGAAUUGCCCAAAGAGUUAUUUGAGAAAUACGACGUACCUGUUGAUUAUAUCGUGACUCCUACAACGAUAAUUAAAGUUGAAAACAAACUACCAAGGCCCGAAGGGAUAUAUUGGAACAUAUUAACCGAGUCACGUGUCAACCGUAUUAAAGUAUUGCAAAAAAUGAAGGAAAAACAUGAAAAGGAAGGUAGAGACACCACACUGUGCGCGACCGAGGAACCUGCUCCGCGCCCAAGGUACGGGUAUAGAGGAGGGCCAAGAAGGUUCAGCAGAAGGAAGCCAAAAGUACAAAACGGCGACGGUGCGCAAACCGUCGUCGAAGGCGAAGCACAUAAUGGAAGAUCGACUACAGAAAGAGUUAGAAGGCCAAGAAGAUUUCCUAGGAGGUCACGUUCUCAGUCUGAAGGGCAGAAAUCUAAUGCCGAAGCGGGAGAGAACAACGAGAAUAUUCCACCUCAGGGCGCGCGCAACAGAAGGAAGUACCGUAAACCAACCGACUACUCCCUAUUGGUCAGCAACAUUGGCAGAACGGUAAGGAUCAGAGAGCUGAAGAACGCCCUGAUAGACAAGGGCAUCAAACCGAAUAACAUCACAUGGAGAGGUUGGAAGGGCUUCUGUUACCUCCACUAUGCCAAGACGACGAAGAAACCAGAAGAGGAAUCUCAAGAGCCGUUCGCCAUUGACAGCGUCAUCGAAAUCAUACAGGAAUUGAAGCUCAAUCCGAGUGCCGACGUUAACUUGAACGUCAAAGUUAUGGAGCCCAUCACCCGGAUCGAAACGAUAAAUAUAACUGCUGUUUAA